AUGGGAAACUGGAGGAUCUUUCGUCACGUCCCGUCAGAAAACCCGGAAGGGAGUAAUGAGCGCUCUCCUAGUGAGAAGGCCCUCGUGAGACGCCUUGAUACUUUUCUGUUGACGUUUGGGUGUCUAUCUCAAGUUAUUAAAUAUCUCGACCAGCAAAACAUUAACAAUGCCUAUGUAUCGGGUAUGAUGGAAGAUCUGCAUCUCUAUGGUGACGAGCUAAAUUUAUUCACGACAUAUUUCAAUGCGGCGUAUUGCGUUAUGCUCAUCCCAUCUCAGAUUAUAUUGACCUACGUCCGACCAAGCUUCUGGCUACCUGGGCUAGAAAUAUUAUGGGGUUUGUUCACCGGUCUUAUCGCCAUGGCCACUAGCGCCAAGCAGGUAUAUGUACUUCGAGUUUUCCUCGGUCUUUGCGAGAGCAGUGCCUGGCCUGGCAUGAUGACCUUACUCAUGUAUUGGUACACGCCAACAGAACUAGCUAAGCGCAUGGGCUUCUACCACUCCUGCCAAGCAGUCGGACAAAUGAUGUCAGGCGCAUUGCAAGCCGCAAUUUCAGACACACUAGACGGCCACGGUGGGCUGGCUGGCUGGCGCUGGCUAUUUGUAAUAAAUUCAAUCAUAACAGUCAUAUGGGGCUUCGCCGGGUUCUUUAUGAUCCCAGACCUUCCCAACAAGCCAAACCCCCGAGCGUUCUGGUUCAAAAAGGUCCACGCCGAGCUAUCAAUGGAGCGAUUAGCUCGACACGGCCGUGCUGAACCCAAGAAAAUGAGCUGGGCGGGUGCCAAGCGUGCCUUCUCGGGAUGGGUCAUUUACUUCAUUGCCGUUCUCUACAUCGCGACAGUCCUGGGAACAUAUGGAUAUGUGUAUUUCUCACUCUUCCUGAAAUCGCUCAAGAACCCUGAUGGCAGUGCAAGGUGGACUGUCACUGAAGUGAAUGCCAUCCCGAUUGGCGGAUCGGCUAUCAAUGUGGUUUUUGUAUGGAUCUGGGCUCUGCUGUCAGAUUUACUGCGAACGCGUUGGAUUUUGAUUGUUGUGCAAGGUGUCAUUGGAAUCAUUCCGUGCAUUAUCAUGAGUAUUUGGACUUCACAUCCUGAUGCUGUUCCUCUUUCUGGUGCUUAUGCAUCCUAUUUCAUUUCCUACAUUUGUCUCGGGACGGCACCGCUCAUCUUUGCCUGGCUUUCGGAUCUUAUUCCGCAGGACCCUGAGGCCCGUACAUUGAUCGUCGGAGUCUCCGUUGCAGGAUAUUAUGCCAUAUCGGCCUGGUCUCAGGUAUUGGUUUGGCCUGCCUCUCAAGCACCAUAUUACAAGUAUGGGUGGCAGUCAGCUCUCGCACUGCUGGUCCUUGUGAUUGUGAUGACAUGUGUACUCCGCGUCAUUGAUGUUAGAUACCUUUUACCAAAGCGCGCGGCCUUCUUCGAUACUCUGGAGGGUCACGUGGUUGUUCAAGAUAGCGUUCCAGGACCGUCCACUGGUGAUCGUGAACAAGGGCAAUCGUCAGAUGCCGAUCGAAAGACAGCAAAGGCCACAGCUUUGGCUGAAUCUUAG
Molecule: messenger RNA, 1542 nt
Organism: Penicillium pulvis
Lineage: Eukaryota; Fungi; Ascomycota; Eurotiomycetes; Eurotiales; Aspergillaceae
Product: allantoate permease
Exons: 4
Coding region: 1-1542 (513 amino acids)
Biological process (GO): transmembrane transport
Cellular component (GO): membrane
Molecular function (GO): transmembrane transporter activity
Source: RefSeq, a predicted model, not a curated record